CCUAGAGGAGCGCGCGAGCCUGUCACUGCAAUUUGACGGUGAAACAUGAACCGAGCUCGGCGAGCCGAAUUCAAACCCCUGACUUCUCCAGUCCGACAUUAGCACUUUCAUCUCGAUUGCUUUGUUUAAAAAAAAAAAAAAAAAAAAAAGCUUUUUUUUUUCUUUCUCGGAAGAUCUGCUUUCUUGUAGGCUUUACCUCGCGUACCUGAGAGGCUGCCAGUCAGAUCUCCUGCGCUGGAUCACUCGUGCGACAAGAUGUGUGUGGAAAGCGACGGAUGCGAGCUGGAGGGCUGCGGCAGCGCGCCGGAGGUGCGCACGCUCUCGGGCAGCAUGAGCGCCGCGCUCAAGGCGAACCCGGAGCUGCGCGCGUGCAAACCGGGCCAGAAAUUCCGCGCCGCGCUGCUGCGAUGCGGCUCUCCAGCAGCCGCCGCCGGGAUCCUCAGCUUCGGCAACGUGCUCAAUUACAUGGACAGAUACACGGUAGCCGGUGUGCUGCUCGACAUUCAGCGCCACUUUAAAGUAACUGAUAGCGGAGCUGGCUUGCUACAAACAGUUUUCAUCUGCAGUUUCAUGGUGGCGGCACCCAUUUUUGGUUACCUUGGUGACCGAUUUAACAGGAAGGUCAUUCUGAGCUGCGGCAUCUUCUUCUGGUCGGCUGUGACACUACUGAGCUCCUUUAUCACCAAAGAGUACUAUUGGGUGUUUGUGCUGUCCAGAGGCCUGGUAGGCAUCGGAGAGUCCAGCUACUCCUCCAUCUCUCCCACCAUCAUUGGAGAUCUGUUCACCAGCAACAAGAGGACCGUGAUGCUCUCUGUCUUCUACCUGGCCAUCCCGUUAGGAAGUGGUCUUGGCUACAUCCUGGGAUCCAGUGCUAAAGAUGUCGCGCAGGACUGGCACUGGGCUCUGAGGGUGUCUCCAAUAUUAGGAAUGACUGCUGGAAUUCUCAUCCUGGUCUUUGUUCCCGAGCCCGAUAGGGGAAGCGUGGACCCGUCGACCAGCCACAUGAGGACCCGCACCUCAUGGCUCUGUGACAUGAAGGCUCUCCUUAAAAACCGAAGUUACAUGUUCUCAUCUCUCGGAUCGGCUGCUGUAUCGUUUGCAACGGGGGCCUUCGGGAUCUGGAUCCCUCAGUAUCUGGUCAGAGCUCAAGAGGUGCAGGGGACUGUAGUGAGCAAAGACAGUCUGAUCUUCGGGGUCAUCACGUGUGUGACUGGUCUACUCGGUGUCGUGAUCGGUGCUGCGACCACACGCUUCUGCCGACAGAGGACAGAUCGCGCCGACCCUCUGGUGUGUGCCGUCAGCAUGCUGGGCUCGGCCAUCUUCAUCUGCCUCAUCUUCGUCGUGGCCAAGAAGAGCAUCGUAGGAGCAUACAUCUGCAUCUUCAUAGGAGAGACUCUACUCUUCUUGAACUGGGCCAUAACAGCGGAUAUUUUAAUGUAUGUUGUCAUACCAACCAGAAGAGCCACUGCAGUCGCCUUUCAGGGCUUCACUUCCCAUUUACUAGGGGAUGCAGGGAGUCCAUAUCUCAUUGGCCUGAUAUCAGACGCUCUGCAGGAGAGCUACGCAACGUCAGUGCUGUGGCAGUUCCUGAGCUUAGGCUACGCCCUCAUGCUCUGCCCCUUCGUUAUCGUCCUUGGGGGGAUGUUCUUCCUCGCCACAGCCCUCUUCUUCCUUGACGACCGGGAAGAAGCAGAGAAACAGAGGAAGCAGCUCUCCCGAUCGCCGUCUGCAGUAAAGGUCACCAAGUGAGAGAAGGUCUGGAGUGGGAGGAUUGAGAGCGAGCCGAGGAGUGGGCGAGAUGAACAGAAGGGAGGUGGAGAGGAAAGAAAAAAAAAAAAAAAAAAAAAAAAAGGAAAGAGUAGCUAACCCACUCGACACAUAUGCUGCACAUCACCAUCAUCACCAUUGUCGCUCAUCAUCUUCACUCUUACCAUGCUCUUCAUGUCUGUUGGGUGGAAGCUGAACUUGCUUUGCUGCAGAGACACGAUCACGUCCUACCAAUGAAGUAAAGCAAUGCUGGCAAGUCAGCCAUCCUGCAGCUGGUGAGCAGCUCUCAAAUCAACAUGUAAAGGCCAGUAGGAAUUACGGGAGGGUUGAAGGAGGGGAUUAAUAAUCCCCUUAGUGCCAUACUACUGAACACGGACAUGCACUCUGUCCUGUCGCGCUGCCUGUCAAUCUGCACCAAGUGCCAUAGCAUCACAUUCCCAGAACUGACCACGCCUACAGCCGAAUGAAGCUCACUGAUUGGUUGUGUAAAUAUGGAAAUGAAGGCAUCAGUGAUCUCGCAGUCAUCUAGUGGAAACGGCUGUAUGGCUUAGCCUGCCUUAAUAACGUUGGCAUGGACAGAUGUCUGGUCCCUGGUCAUCUUCUUUAUGCCUGUUCUUUUUCUUACAUCUUUCUUUGUCUUAGCACUUACUAUUUUAACGCCAUGCCAGUCAAAUGAUGCAAUCAGACUACAUAAUCACCUAUAAUAUAUUUGCGCUAUAAUUUUUGUAUGUUCAUAAAUAGGAAACCCAAGGUAUUUCGUAGAGGAUGCUGGGUUUAAAAAAAAAAAAAAUGCCGUAAAAUGUAGAGAAACACUGGAGUGUAAAUAUGAACUGUCCAUCGGAUCUUUGAAAAUCCGUUUAUUUUUGUCAGACUUUCUACCAUCCAUAACCUCAAAAAACACGCCAAGGAUAAAAAAAAGGGAACAAUAAGAAGUGGGAAAAGUCUUUAGUGGCUUGUGAUAAUGAUUUUCUUUGAGGGAUUCUUUACAAGGUGCCAGCUCUCUCCAUGGAAAAAGAGGCAGAGGAUAAGAUUUAACAAGCUCUAGUGUGUAAGAAUAGUCGUCUUUGUAUGCUGGGUUCUAAUAUUCGCUCAGCAGAUAUCCCUUUCUGAAUGUGAGAGAGAGAGAGCUUGAAUAGUGAUACAUCUCACGUCGUUACAAGCCAAACAGCUACUGAAAUCCAUCCAAGAAAAAAAAAGGUUUCUUUCAAAAGUUUAGGUUGAAUUUGUUUUAUUGUUAGGUGAAUUUUUUUUUAUUAUUAAGGGAAUAUAUUACCUUUGGGUUACUUACAAUUAGAAAAAAGAAGGUGUUAACCACUUCAUGUUGUUAUGCCAUGUUACGAGAGAACUUGUAACUUUGGUAACAAAACUAUUACGAGCAGGUCAAAGUUUGGGACUUAGUUUUUUUAACAGGGUGACUCUUGUUGCUGAAAUACACGUUUCAUAGAUAGUGAAAUUUUUUUAAUGUUUGAAAUGCUACCAAGUAGACAUGAAUAAUUAAGUAUUUGUAUAAAUUAGGAGAAGCACUUUGCUUUUAAAGACGUCUUGGGUAAGGGGAAAAAUAACGAAAACCCACAAGAGUUUACCGUUUUUAUCGUGGAAAUAUAUAAUAUUGUUGUUUCUCAAAUGAUUUGUAAAUACAGUUUGUUGUAAAAUAUGCAAUUUCCUAAAAUCCACUUAACAUUUGCAGAAAGGAAAAGCUUUGAUAAGAGCAAUGAUUUAUAUAUUUUCACACCGAGUUUUGGUUUUAAUGAUUAGUUUUUUUUGUGUUUUUUUUUUUUUUUUAUUAUUUUAGCGCUGACACAAGAAACCUUUCACCAAAUGGAAAUGAUCAGGCUUUGAAGCUUUGUAUAGUGUAGACGUCCUCUCAAAAAAAAAAAAAAAAAAACAUGAGCAGAGGUUCCGUCUUUUUUCACAUUGAAAAAAAGCACCUUGCAUAUAGAUUGAAGUGUCAUUUGUUCUGGAAGAGAUUGACAAAAAAACAAAAAAAAACCCGCUGUAUUGUGAAGGUCUGACUCAUCACUGGGACUGCAGGACACCGUGUUUAUUUCUCAGAGCUUUCAUCAUGCCAGGUGAAAAGCUAUCUGAAUGUGAUUCUGUCCAAUCCAAUGUGUUUACACAUGCAAAUUCAUUUUAAUUAAGCUUUUUUGUAUUCUUCUUUUAAGGAUGUCUUUUUUUUCCGUUCUUUUUACAAAUAUUAGUUUUAUAUAUGAUAAUGCUAUAAAAAUGGAGAAUUAUGCAGUGAUUUUAAUAUAUUGUAAACUAGCUUUGAUGCAAGGUAUUUAUUUUUCAUUUAUGUAUUAGCAUUUUUAAGAAAUCUCUACAAAUGGAAAAGAAGCUUCUGGAUAUUAUGAUUUUUACUCUCUGUUUGUCCUUAUUAGUGAAAAAGCCUGGAUAGUUCAUCAUCUCAAGGAAAUGUGCUCAUUCAUACUCAUGCACACACACCAGCUUAUGCACACAUACCAAACAACAGCACAGCAUGAAUUUACAGUACACCCAAGUCCUCUUAGACCAAUCAAAUGUCACUUUUUAUUUAUGCAUUUUGCACAUUUGGGUGUGUUCAGGGUUAUUUUUUUUUUCCCAAUCCAAUAGUUAUACACUGGCAUUAUGUGCUAUAGGGACUGUAAUAUUUAGUCACAUUACAUAUUCAAGCUACAUGUUUAUUUUUCUUUUUUUGUUUAUUAGAUGAUCUACAGGCUUGAAAAUCACAAUGCCAAAUUAAAAUCACCAUCAGCGACAUACAAGAGCUGUUUUUUUUGUUUGUUUUUUUUUAAAAACAAGCUCGCUUUAAACAAAGAGUCAUGGAGUUGAUGGUGUGUAUUGAGAAUGUGUUCUUUCUUGUCAUACAAGAGUCGUGUAUAAAGAAACCUGUUUCUGAUGUCGAGCAGAAACUUAAAGGGAAUUUUAUUUUUAAGAGCAAGCGUGGUUAAAGAGAACAAAAAAACAUGUCCAAUAAACACUAUUAUUGCUAUAUAGUUACUGUGAUGCUCCAGCUGGAGGGAUAUGAGAUGUAAACAUAUAUGUAAGUGAUGAAAAUAAACUUAUUUAAUCAAACCA
Messenger RNA from Pangasianodon hypophthalmus (striped catfish), 4821 nucleotides. It is a transcript of the gene spns2, whose product is annotated as SPNS lysolipid transporter 2, sphingosine-1-phosphate. Gene Ontology annotation, biological process: lipid transport; sphingosine-1-phosphate receptor signaling pathway; transmembrane transport. The record is from RefSeq and is a predicted model, not a curated record. Gene Ontology annotation, cellular component: membrane. NCBI's taxonomy places the organism in Eukaryota, Metazoa, Chordata, Actinopteri, Siluriformes, Pangasiidae. The transcript is spliced from 13 exons. Bases 256 to 1749 code for a protein of 497 amino acids. Gene Ontology annotation, molecular function: sphingolipid intramembrane carrier activity; transmembrane transporter activity.